AAGCUAUCUACUACGCAAUGCAAAAUUUGCGUUAACCAAAGUGUAUAUUCUGUACAGUAAUUUUUUUUUCUUUUGGUUAGUUGUUCGCGUUUGUUUUUUAUUUGGGUUUUCCCCUUUUAGUUUCAUAUUAUUAUUUUGAAAGAUACCAAAGUUGAUUAGAAGUAAAGCGCCUACAAGAAUGUUUUAUUCAGUACGUAACGUCGGUUGAGCCGUCAGUAUAAAAUGUAUUUGCGUAUACAUAUCUUCGUUUUUAUAUUUAUAUCUACAUACAUAUGCAACUAAAGGAUUACAACAACAGAUAGUCUAACAAUAUGUCAAAAUUGUUCAUGAGUAAGUUGAACUCCGACUAUUUUAGGAGUUAAAUAUAUAUGUUUAAUACAUAUUAUAUAAUCAAUAAUAAUCUGCAAUUAAAUAUGUUCUUAUUAAAUAUCAGCUUCAUUCAGUUUCAUGCAGCACCGGCCAUUGUCGCCGCUAACCUGUUGACGCCGUCGAGUUCAGUUAACAGCUUCGACUUUUGAUUAGUAAACAUUCUCGCGAGUGAUAUCGAAGUUUUUCUUAAAGAUAUAUAUUAUUGUUUAAUUUAAAAGAUUUUAAGUGUGGUAAAAUAAAAUAUAAAUUAAAAUAUAAAUAUAAAUAUAUAAAUAUUGUGUGAUUGCUUUAAUUUUAAUUACAAGUGUUAUUUGAAUUGUUAAGCAAACAUGAAAAGUGUUAGCAAAAGGCAUAUGAGGAGGCUUUUUAAAAAGGAAAGAAUUUUAUAUUCCAACAAACUACUGUUGUGUAAUGUAGCACAGUCGGAAGACUCAAACCCAUCUGUUGGAGUAUCGUGCACAAAUGAAGUUGAUAUUCAAAUGGAUGACAUUAUUAACAUUCCUGAUGAACAAUGCGUAGACAGAAAAUCAUUAAAUGAAAUAAAUAGAAGCAUUAGUGAAGAGAAUCGUGAAGCUUAUAUAAAUACAAUGAAGUCACUAUUGAAGGGGCGCCUACCGAAAACAUUAACUGAAAUAAUAUCAAUAAAUUUGUGCAUGGACAUAAAUUUGGAUGGAAUUCAUGGCAAAAGAAGAUUAAAAGACUUCGAGGUUUUCUUUCACACCUUGACAGAUGCCUGUCGAACACUUGGGUCUCAAGAUGUUGAAAAGGACAUACGAAACGCCUUAAAAAUAAUAAAAAAAUGUGCUAUUCAUGCGCAGUGCAUUAAAAAUAAGAAACAAUUAAAAAAUUAAUUGUAACAAAAAACAUUUAAUCGAAUAUUUUUUAUUUAAGUAAUUUGAGUAAUCUUUUUUUAAUGUUUUUGAAAAUCGUUCCUUUAAUUUUUCCAAAGAUUGUAUGCAUUUACCUUAUAACAAUAAUAUAAUUUUAUUUUUAUGUAUAGUGAAGUUUUUAUAAAAUUAUUUUUUUUAAAUUACAACAAAACAUAUUAAAAUUUUUUAUGUAUUUAUGUGUUUUUAAACAAUCAAAAAAUAAUAUAUUUGGCGUAUUCAAACGGUCUGCUAUUAGGUCAUAUUGUCAUAAUGUUCUAAUAUAUUAUUUUAGUUUAAAAAAGUUUUUGCUGUGUUUCAAACAAAAAAGUUCUAAACUAAUGAGACUUUUUGAACUAUGUCAUAAAAUAACAUUUAUUUUGUUUGCAGUACAUCAACAAUUUGUUUAAACUAAAAUAAUAUAUAGGACAUUAUGACAAUAUGACCUAAUAGCAGACCGUUUGAAUAUCCCAAUUGUUUGUAUGUAUAUUUAUGUAAAUAUGUGCAUAUAUGUAUCAUAGUGAUUUUUUAUAUAAUUCUUGAAAAGAGUCCAUUUAACUUUUUGCAAAGUUAUUUAUGUAUAUACCUAAAAAUAAUCAAAUAUUUAUUGUAUAUUUAUGUAAAUACAUAAGUAAUAGUGGUUUUUAAUAAAUUUUCAAAAAUUA
Molecule: messenger RNA, 1900 nt
Organism: Lucilia sericata (common green bottle fly)
Lineage: Eukaryota; Metazoa; Arthropoda; Insecta; Diptera; Calliphoridae
Exons: 3
Coding region: 699-1220 (173 amino acids)
Source: RefSeq, a predicted model, not a curated record